Molecule: messenger RNA, 697 nt
Organism: Helianthus annuus (common sunflower)
Lineage: Eukaryota; Viridiplantae; Streptophyta; Magnoliopsida; Asterales; Asteraceae
Product: protein SPIRAL1-like 2
Exons: 3
Coding region: 162-509 (115 amino acids)
Biological process (GO): cortical microtubule organization
Cellular component (GO): cortical microtubule, transverse to long axis
Source: RefSeq, a predicted model, not a curated record
CGAUAAACCGGAAUAAAUCAAAUAAUCGGAGGAUCCGGUUUUAAAUUCAAGUUUUAUACCUUUUGUAUGUCACAAUAUAUAUUAUAUACACCGACAACAGUUCUUCUCCUCUAUCUUGGCUUCGAAUCUAGAUCUGAUCCAAAUCGCACUGAGGCAGAGUGAUGGGGCGUGGAGUCAGCAGCGGUGGGGGACAGAGUUCACUUGACUAUCUCUUUGGAAGUGGUGAGCCAAAGCCCACCACAGGCAAGGCAGAGGUGGCGGCUGCAGCUCCACCUCCGCCAAAGCCCACUGCUAGUGAACCACCUCCUAAGCCUACAGCCGUUGUUCCCCAGCCAGAUAUUACAAAACAGAUUCCUGCUGGGAUCCAAGGUACCCAGACCAAUAACUAUUUCCGAGCUGAGGGCCAAAACACUGGCAACUUCCUCACGGAUCGACCUUCAACCAAGGUUCAUGCAGCACCAGGUGGUGGCUCGUCUUUGGGCUACCUGUUUGGUGAUGGUAGCAAGUGAUACUAUGCAUUCCAACAAGUGCUAAGUGCUGUUUGAUGUCAAUGUAGACCCUGGUUAUGGCUUAAACAAAUUCUACUUUCCAUUUCUUGGUACUUGUUGACUUCAGAUUUGUAAUAUAUUUUAUCAAACCAUUGCAGUCAUCCCCUCUUGUGUUCUUUGGUUUAAAUGUAGUUAUUGUGUUAACGAUU